AUGGCAAGAAAUCGGCUUCCAUUCCAUCGUCCGAAUCAGAUGAAGUGUGACUCUGAUAUCAAGGAGCGCAACGGCAAUCUCCAAGAAGUCCGUGUUUAUAUCUUCUUGGAUUGCUUGGAUGACCGACUUGACAAGGCCCUCAUAGAUGCAUAUGCUUUUGUCCAAUGGGAAGAUCUCCGACAAGCUAUCGUAAUGGAUACUCAGGCAUCGAUCGCGGCUGGUUGGAGGCCAAGGGAACUCACCGGCUAG
Messenger RNA from Prunus armeniaca (apricot), 249 nucleotides. NCBI's taxonomy places the organism in Eukaryota, Viridiplantae, Streptophyta, Magnoliopsida, Rosales, Rosaceae. The record is from the annotation of a GenBank genome assembly.